Eruca vesicaria subsp. sativa (arugula) is the source of this 1159-nucleotide messenger RNA. The record is from the annotation of a GenBank genome assembly. NCBI's taxonomy places the organism in Eukaryota, Viridiplantae, Streptophyta, Magnoliopsida, Brassicales, Brassicaceae.
AUGUCGCCAUUGAAUCUCUGCUCUCGGAAACCUUGGUUGGUAAGAUCCUCUCCUCAUCUCUCUGAUGGCUUAUCAUCAUCAUCUACCUUGAGGCAAAUGGCUCCUGUCAUCGUCUGCAAUGAUCCUUGUAGACCGUAUUGUAAAAAAGUCCUGUUCAUGACAAAAAGUUUGUCCGUCACUCGUUCUGAAAGAAAGGAGUGCGCAAAACUGAUGUGGGAAAUGGGAAAGAUAGCAUCAUCCAAUGGAUGGAUAGCUAUUCUAAAAGACGGUGCGAUGCAUCUACGAGACACUGAUCUAAUAACAGAGCCGAAACGCAUCCCUCUGCCUCCUCUUACAACUCUGCCUCAUUGCCAAACACAGGUCGUGACGAACGUGGCCAUGUCCUCAACCUUUCCCGAGGAAGAGGAUUGUGUUGUGGCUGUCAAGUUCUUGGGGCCUCAGCUCAGUUUCUGCAGACCCAAUAACUCCAAGGAGGAGUGGAUCAACGUAAGAAUCGAAAACCCUAGCUUCUUCUCUUCCCCUAUCAUAUUUUCCAAGAAACAUGGCGUGUUUCUCACUCCUGGAGCUGGAGGCCACGUCAUCGCAUCAUGGGAUCACCACAACCCCCUCCCAAAAUUGCAGACAUUGCGGUUUCAAAACCUUCCAAAACUGUCAAAGACCAAACGAGACAUCCUGGACUCGUGCAGCACGAGCGAACACUUGGUGGAGUCAAAACCCACCGGCGAAAUGUUCAUGGUUAAGCUGUACAGGAAGUUCGCCAGUUUUAUGUUCGGCACGGCCGCGAAUUUGAGAACAGAAGCUUUGAUGGUGUUCAAGCUGGACGAUGAAGGGAACGCUGUUUACACUCAGGACAUUGGAGAUCUCUGCAUUUACCUCACAAGAUCUGAGCCUUUCUGUCUCCCUUCCAGCUUCUCUCCUACCCUGUGCCGUCCUAACCGCGUCAAAAUCUUUGAUAUAGAUGAAGACAAAUUUUUCAAGCUGUCUGAUCAAAAGUGGAAUUGUUCAAGGCAGACCCCCUUAGAAUCUUUCGAUUGUUCCUCCGGUACUUGGUCUUGGGUUUGAGUCUAGAUUUUGUUAAAAUAUUGAUGAAAUUAUAUUGAAAAAUAUUUAUUAGCAUGUGAGAUACUCUUUUUGGAGUUCUCUAGCAGUGAGAUUGUUG